This is a messenger RNA of Aspergillus sclerotioniger CBS 115572, 2379 nucleotides long. RefSeq lists its product as uncharacterized. Lineage: Eukaryota; Fungi; Ascomycota; Eurotiomycetes; Eurotiales; Aspergillaceae. The transcript is spliced from 2 exons. The coding region runs from base 1 to 2379 and encodes 792 amino acids. The record is from RefSeq and is a predicted model, not a curated record.
AUGCCUAUCUUCCAGGACCCGGAUCGCCAACGGCUCCAUGACUUGUGGUCGGAUGAUCACCAGCCAAGGCAUUAUGGACAACGUCAGACCAUUACCCCCUGGAAACAUACCCCUCCGGAGCCCCUGGUGGGCUACCCCCUCGACAAAGGCGAAGGCGUCUCAUACGAGAGUCCCUCGUCGGAUUCAAGCCGGGCGCAUACGAGCCAUCGGGAGGAACUGAUCCAGUAUAUCAAAAGCGCCGAUGCGCUAAGAUGGGCACCACCACGUUGUUCCUUGGGACACAAUCAGGACCAUGUCCCGCAGGCAUCCGAGAAACCCAUCAACAAUAUGAAGAAGAACUUACCCGAAAACUCUGGUCUGAGCGACCAGUCUCACUCAAGUGACCAGCAUUUAGCAUCGCCGGCCGAUAUAGAACGCCCUCGCUCAGCAUUGCAUUCGGGGGAUUUCAGGGAAGGAUCCAGUCAGGGCCAGACUCAACAGCAGUCACCACCGUCCCCAUUCCCGGGUCGCACCGUCAACGCACACUAUCCUCUGCUGGGCUCCUCCCCAACAACUCCCUGGUUUAGCACCCCCGUUUUUUCUUCCUCUUUGCGCGGCCAAACCUCAUCACCCCAGAAUGCGACUCCUAUAGCCCGCGCCCGGGCGCCCUCUUUUGGCUCGUUCUCGUCGAGCUACAUUCUGAAAGCCCCUACGAGCCCGCUUGUUCACCAAGCGAAUAACACAGACUUGGACUUUUCUCCCCGACCGGAGUUCGUCGGUCAUUCCGACCCCAUCGAGAAAGUCAUUCGUCGCCGAACCCUCCCCCCGGAAACAUUCCAGAACUUGCAGGCGUCCCCUAUAGGUAAUGCCGAAGGGAUAUAUUACCAGUCUGAUGCUUCACCGACAAAGUGGGAUAAGACAACAUCUUAUCAGUUUCGCCCUCGACGGUCUUUGACCUCAGCAUACAGCCUCCAACUUGCAUCUACGGCCCAAACACCGGUCGCCAGGGUCAGAAGACCCUCGAUUGGCUCCGAAAUCUCUUCAAAAGCACAUGCGCCAAUGGUUGGCUCAUACGAAGAGUCGAUUCUCCGCGGAAGAAUGUCAAUGAAUCCUUCUAAGCCGCUAGACUUUACUGCGCAAAUCGGCGUUCUAGGUAAAGGCAAUUGUAAAGCCAACCUCAAAUGUCCGCCGCAUGUCACGAUCCCAUUUCCCGCGGUUUUCUACAGUUACCCCACUUCAGGAAGUGGACGCUCAAUCUCGGAUGAUAGCCCCAGCCCUUAUGUCGGGCUGAUCGACCUGGAUAAUUAUCUUCCCAAGGACACGUCCAGCAGUAAUAGCCGACGUCGCAGGCGCCAUCAAAGCCCCGCGGCAAUGAACAAUGACUAUGUCAUGGGAAACACCUCGGACUCUAGGUCAAAUGACCAGGAAGCUUUGCGCAGGCGGGAGAAGAAGCAGCGGAGGGCAGAAUCGCCUAGAUGUCCACCAGGCGGCUGUUAUCGGAUACCUCAACAUGGCCAAUUACAGAUCAUGAUCAAGAAUCCCAACAAGACAGCCGUCAAGUUGUUCCUUGUGCCUUAUGACCUUACCGAUAUGGAACCCGGGACGAAGACGUUCAUUCGACAAAGAAGCUAUUCGGCUGGUCCAAUACUCGAUAUGCCUCUGAGCGCUCGAAACAAUUAUGGGACCGAUCGCCCCGAAGCAUCUUUGAACGCUUCCGAGGAUCCUAAAGACAAGCCUACCCUGCGGUAUUUGAUUCACUUAAACAUCUGCUGCCCUUCCCGAGGCCGAUUUUAUCUUCACUCUAGCAUCCGUGUUGUAUUUGCCAACCGAGUCCCCGACGGUAAGGAAAAGCUGCGCAAUGAAAUCCAAUACCCCGAUCCCCGCUACACGCCUUACAAGCCUUAUCGGGACUCCAGUCAUACACACUCUGCUGCAAGGUCCUCGACAGACAAGGCACCGCGCAAGGUGCCUGCGAGUCAAGAUCCGAUAUCCACAUUUCCCCCAUCAGAACCCAUGACCUCGGGGAAACCUCCCUACACUGGGAGUUCCUCCACGUACACUCAAAAGGGUUCGGAUUCAUGUCGCACAUUUGCGAAGCGGGAUGGUGCCCCUCUGGGCAACUUCAAUUGCCUUAGUUCUAUUGAACGUCCCUCGCAUCCUUUUCAGCCUAUCCCGUCGCUGAGUCCUAGUCCGAGACUGGACACGAAUUUCACUGAACAAUAUACCGCGGAGCGUGGGCUUUAUGGUAAACUCAAUAAGGGUGACACCGGCUAUGGUGGCUACUCGUUUGCCUUCGCCGGUAGCCCCGAAGCUGGGGACAGCCUCCUUGCCAAAAGGCUGAGGGGAUUGGAUGUGCAAAAGCAUGACUCUCCCGAUCUCAGUAAGCCAGGCGAACAAUAA